Pectinophora gossypiella (pink bollworm) is the source of this 1083-nucleotide messenger RNA. RefSeq names its product syntaxin-18 (gene Syx18). Lineage: Eukaryota; Metazoa; Arthropoda; Insecta; Lepidoptera; Gelechiidae. The coding region runs from base 84 to 1064 and encodes 326 amino acids. Gene Ontology annotation, biological process: retrograde vesicle-mediated transport, Golgi to endoplasmic reticulum. Gene Ontology annotation, cellular component: membrane; endoplasmic reticulum; SNARE complex. The record is from RefSeq and is a predicted model, not a curated record. The transcript is spliced from 2 exons.
GUACAGUUUUAUUAGCCAACCGAGACAGCGGACAGCUGUUUACGUGUGUUCAGGUUUUCGGUAAUUUCUUCAAAAACUGCCGCAUGAAAAUGGAUAUAACACCGUUGUUUAAGGCUUGUAUAAGGACUGUGAAAACCAGAAAUAAAGCUUUCGGUAUACAGAGUCCUGGCGGCGAUGACAAACAUCGUUUAUUGAGGAGCAAACCGAAGAGUGGUUUCACCAACUCAGCUAAGGAUAUAACUUCACAGAUAACUAGGUUACGGGAUUUUCUGCUAGAACAUAGAGAGAGGUAUCUUUCAUUCUUUAACAAUGUGACUGGGGAUGAAAUGUCUGACGCGGAACGCGAUCAGAUCGACACGGGUGCUCAGAGGAUCAUUAACACUUGUUCACACUUGCUUAAAGAAUUCCGUAACGACAACCGUAAGUUGUCAGUGUCCCCACAGAUGCGGGAUUACAUGGACGCGGUCAUCGACCUCAUAGACUCUUAUUUAAAAGCCGUAUGUAAGAUACACAGUGAGUUGAAAGCACUGCGUGUAAAAAGGGCACUUGAUAUAAGAAAACUGUCGCGGUUGGAACUGCCACAGAUUAAGUCAAACAUUCCAAAUCCGUUUAUACCGGAUAGAGUUAAAGAAGAAGAAAAGGAGAUAGAAGUGGAGAAUGAAGAAACAGAUAACACUAAGACAAAGUUAGAUUUGUCUGAGAAUGAAGUUGCGGUGAUGUCGGACGAGGGACAGCUGAGUGCCGAGGAGCUGCAGAUGUUUGAGUCUGAGAACCUUCAGCUGUUCAAUGAGCUGAACAGCAUGACCGAGGAAGUUCGGCAGAUCGAGAGUAAAGUCCUGCAUAUUGCUGAGUUGCAAGAAAUAUUUACUGAGAAGGUUCUCCAACAGGAACAAGAUAUAGACAGAAUAUCAACCACAGUGGUAGGAGCUACAGAGAAUGUUAAAGAUGCCAAUGAACAAAUUAAGCAGGCCAUACAGAGGAAUGCUGGUCUACGGGUCUACAUACUCUUCUUUUUGCUUGUAAUGUCAUUCACUCUGUUAUUCUUAGAUUGGUAUAAUGAUUAAAUGGAUGUCCCUAGUUUAA